GUAACGUCACAGCGUCAGAGUAACUCCUCUUGGUCUCUAUAGACCAUCUUUGCAGAUCCGGGUAAAGGUGGGGCGCGCAGUCUUUUUGGCCAACUUGUAAAAGUUUGCCGUGUUGGGUUUGCGUAUGACCAGGAGGAUAUCACGGCUCCAGCUCCCUGCGGAUCUCUGGUUUUGGGAUUGAAGCUGUGAGCUGUAGAACUCCUCCCUAAACCAGAGCCAUGGCUACUGGUAAGAACAAGAACCAGACCUCUCUGGUCCUCCACAAAGUCAUCAUGGUGGGCAGUGGCGGCGUGGGGAAGUCGGCGCUGACGUUGCAGUUCAUGUACGACGAGUUUGUGGAGGACUACGAGCCGACCAAGGCGGACAGCUACAGGAAGAAGGUGGUGCUCGAUGGCGAGGACGUGCAGAUUGAUAUCCUGGACACGGCGGGGCAGGAGGACUACGCCGCCAUCAGGGACAACUACUUUCGAAGUGGCGAGGGCUUCCUGCUGGUCUUCUCCAUCACGGAGCUGGAGUCUUUCACGGCCACGUCGGAGUUCAGGGAGCAGAUCCUGCGGGUAAAGGAGGAGGAGGCCAUCCCUCUUCUGGUUGUGGGGAAUAAGUCGGACCUGGAGGACCGGCGGCAGGUCACUGCAGACGAGGCUGCGAAGAAGGCCGGCGAGUGGGGAGUCCAGUACGUCGAGACGUCGGCCAAGACGAGAGCCAACGUGGACAAGGUCUUCUUCGACCUCAUGCGGGAAGUCCGCAAGAAGAAAAUGUCGGAGAGCAAAGACAAAAACGGGCCGAGCGGCCGGAAGAAGAAGAAGCACUGUCGCAUCCUCUAGCUGCAGGUGGCGCCAGAGGUGCAGCAAAGAGACAGACUGACCCGACUCUCCUCACCAACCUCACAGACACGCCGCCGCCGCGUCUGUCUCUGCUUCCUCUUUCGGAACCGAGGACAGGAAGUUCCAGGGAAGACGGACUGCUUCCUGAUUUGUAGGAACCUACAAGCUGAGCGGGCCGGUUCUCGUCCCCGAGCGUGUCACAUUCCUACAGCCUCACUGCCAGUAUCAAACACUUGCUUCCCACCAAAUCCUCCCUCUGAGCCUCGUUUAGAAUCAACAUUCAAAGGGAAUUUGAUCUGUAAUCCACUGUUUUCCUGCACGCCUUUCUCCUAUUUAUGAUGUUUGGGCUUCUCGGGAACUUUCUUGAUGAUAAACACACUCACACCUGCUGCUGCUUGAACUCACUCACAAGCAACAAAAGGCUCUUCUUUUGCUUUUGUUUUUGUUUAUUUCCCUCCUAAACAGUCAAAAAGUAUGCUUUUACUUUGAUAGGACCUCCCAUUUUACAUGCUUUUCUGAUGGAAAUCAUGAUAUAUAUUAAUGAUUUGCCAAAAAUGUAAAAAUGUUCUGACGAAACCAAUUCUUCAUGUGCAAUUUUUUUGUUAAUUGUUUGGAUUAAAUAAUCUGUACAAAUCAA
Molecule: messenger RNA, 1461 nt
Organism: Oryzias melastigma (Indian medaka)
Lineage: Eukaryota; Metazoa; Chordata; Actinopteri; Beloniformes; Adrianichthyidae
Product: ras-related protein ralB-B
Exons: 5
Coding region: 219-824 (201 amino acids)
Biological process (GO): Ras protein signal transduction
Cellular component (GO): plasma membrane
Molecular function (GO): GDP binding; GTPase activity; GTP binding
Source: RefSeq, a predicted model, not a curated record